AUGUAUGGGGCUCCGUUCUCGAGACCUUCCCUGCAAUCGUCCACACCUUCCCACUUCAAGGACUCGGCUAGAAAUGCCAUUUACCAGCAACUUUCUCCCUUGGUGGUAACUUCAAAUAGUGCCGGAUCCAUCAGGUCUGCUCCCUCCCAAUAUCAAAUUUAUAAAAAUCCACCGCCAAUUCCGCUGCACCGAUCUCAGGCAUCGAGUGUCUUUUCUGUGAACAGAUCGGUACGGUCGGCUCCUUCGAUAUAUUCGAGUUCCACAGCAACAAUUCCCGAGGAUGCGGAACCUGCUUCCACCACUGUUGAUCAGCUCAUUAACGAUAUUUCUUUGCAUGAGGAAUUCUGUUUCCGUAAGAGACAAGAACUGCUUCAGAACGGAGUGGUGGCCCCUGAAAGCGCUGACGAUGAGGUGGAGUUCUACAAGAUUUCCUUGGGUUCCGAACUUCAAUAUCAGCAUCCUGAAUCGUUGAUCGACUGGAAUUUGAAUGUUACCCGGUGUAAACUAUUUCUAAUCCACCUUCCAAUCGUUUCCUCAACUCCCAACUUUACCUAUUCCAACACCACGUUGCCAUUGCUCGUUGGAGACCUUGCCAAAACUUGUCAUAUUGUGUUGCUUCAACCUCAUAUAUCCGACAAGGAACUCAUAUAUACCCUAUUUUCAUCUAAUAUCUACCAGGAACACAACUUGGACUACAAUUUCAAAAAGUCGGUGGCUGAAAUAUCCGUCAAGCAAUCUCGGCUUCUUCAAAUCAAUUCGCUGCUGCUGUCUCUGCCUAUAAAAUCCACCGAAUCAUUCCUCAAGUCCAAAUUCAAAGAAACUGCGGUUCGCAACUACCUCAUCAACCUUGCCGCCGCCGCUACCACUGCUCACGAGUACAAGCUCAAAAGUGAAGAGAUUAAGAAAUUGGCCAAAACCGACCCUACCCGUAAGAAAAAACUCUCCAAACAAGAAAAAAAAUACUUAUGGGAUCAAGUGCGUCUGGACGUAUUUAAACGGGCUGGUUUAGAGUGA
Messenger RNA from Meyerozyma guilliermondii ATCC 6260, 1014 nucleotides. It is a transcript of the gene STD1, whose product is annotated as Std1p. The coding region runs from base 1 to 1014 and encodes 337 amino acids. The record is from RefSeq and is a predicted model, not a curated record. The transcript has a single exon. NCBI's taxonomy places the organism in Eukaryota, Fungi, Ascomycota, Pichiomycetes, Serinales, Debaryomycetaceae.